This is a messenger RNA of Mesocestoides corti, 2898 nucleotides long. Lineage: Eukaryota; Metazoa; Platyhelminthes; Cestoda; Cyclophyllidea; Mesocestoididae. The record is from the annotation of a GenBank genome assembly.
AUGCAGACAGUGCACCCAAAAGUGUUGUAUCGUCGCAUCACUAAUACUAGUGAUGCUUAUCUGUUUAUCGCCCGUGUGAAUGCCAUUUUUCAGCUCAGCGCCGAUUCGCUAUCAAUCUUGAAUGAGCGAAUCAUCGGUCCAAAAAAUUUUUCAAUUUUCUGCUACUCUUCGGAGGGUCCCUGUGCACCAUGCAAUCGAUUUAUUGAUCGUCCAUUGCCUCCUGGCUACAGCUCCGAAAACUGCGGUCCCCGCAUGACCGACACAUUCGUUAAGUCUUGGGCAACGUCAAAUCAUAACUACUCCGAACUAGACUUCUCUGACUCGCAUUUCGAUAGACGGCUUCAACUUUCCAAUAUUUCGGUCGCAAAACCGUGGACUAAACGAUCAUCAGCGACCCAGUUUUCCUCUAAGCCACUUUCCUCAAUUCGUAUUCCAGUCGUCAAUUGGAAUGCCUCCCUGACCUCCACUAUCACUGUUGACGAGGACUUUGUCUAUGUCGGAUUGGAGCAAGAUCAAUCUCAAGACACGACCUCGCUUGUUUUAGAACCGAUGUCAGUGAGGAUGCGUGACUUUGACCUUGCCAGCAAGCGACCAAGCUCCGAGAGUUUGUUAAGAUUCCAAGACUCUGAUAUCAGGAUCAAGUACAAAUUUUCGUUUCAGUACACACUCGAAGAAUCCCGUCUAAAUUCACGCAAAUACACUUACUCCCACUUGGUUAAACAUAUUUACUUUGUGAUGCAGGAAUUUCGCGUAACCGAACCAUGGAUGAUGCAAACGAGAAUCGCUCGGGUUUGCUCGGGUGAUAUAUAUUUACAGUCCUAUUCUGAAUUGGAGCUUUACUGUGAAGAAUGUUUCCUGAAUGGACGAGGUCACGAACAGAUGAGAUUUGGUGCCCUUCAUAUGGCCGCAAGAGGAACAGUGGGUGCUGAAAUUGCAAGGACGCGUUUCAGCAGACUGAACGGUUCCAAGAUGGUCCCCAAGUGGCGCCAGCCUCUUCAAAUGUCGGAGGACUUCAACAACGUCUUGCUAGUAGCCUUCGCUCCUCACUUAGCUGACCCCUUCCACUACGAUCACUUGGGCAAUUCGAACCCCUUUUACGAGCCAAAGGUGGUUUCAGAGGCGAGAAACCUAGUUAUCCGAGGAACAGCCAUCGUCUUUUACACAUUAGCCGAAAUCGACGUGUGGUUCGGUGUGGUGAUACAAAACUGUCUGACGGGCAAGACGUCCAUUGGUCCCGCUCACUUCCUCUCGAGCGAUCCACAGAAAUGCAUGCGAGACGAUCCCCUUUUAGCCCAACUCAAGCGCAAUUACUACUGCCCCUCGAACCCAACAAACUGGCCCAUAAGUGGAUCGCUUCAGUCGGAGCGCCUGUCUGCGCUUCCUGCGUUGAUUUUGGACGCCGACGCCACCGGCAUCGCCAUCACCAAGGUGGCCGACGAAUUCACGGUGCUUGUGGUCGCCACGGAUGAGGGCGAGUUGUCGAAGUACGUCAUUGAGCAAAGUGGAUUGGCUCGACUCAUCUCCUCAAAACAACUGACUUCUCGACGGAGGCCUCUUCGCGGUCUCACACUGGACGAAACUGGGCUUGUGGCGUUUGCAAUAUCUGAUGAGAAGGUCUACCGCGUCGCGCUUCAUAACUGUUCAUCAGCCCAGAGUUGCGGCGCCUGCCUGGCCCAGCGCGACCCCUACUGCGGCUGGUGCGUUUCACGGGGCCUCUGCACCCACAGAGAGGCCUGCGAGCCCGUCGGUCAAGCACCCUGGCUCUCCUACCAAACGGAAGCUGCCACAUGUCCUGUGAUCAGCGUCGUGGAUCCGCCCGGGGUGGAGUCGCUCGCACCCCGCGCGAUCGCCAUCACCUUGCAGCUGAGCCCCCUCCUCGCCAAGUCGCUUGUCUCGCCACCUCCCACCACCACCGACAGGCAAGCCCCGCAGCGCCGUCUUUUCUGCUCCUUCCGGCUUUUCCACCCAGACGCCGUGAGGCAAACACCGACUGACCUCCGGUGGAUGGUCCGUGGGCCGGAAUAUGGGAAAACCAGGGCUCAUCAAAUUCCUGGGUCGGCUGAGGCCACCUGCAACUCCCCCGAACCCACUAACCUUCCAGCGAUAGAUGGUAGUAAACAUCCGAAACAGACCCUAGUGUGGCUGGAACUAGUAGAAACGUCGUCAGGUGCUGCGGAGGAAACCACCUAUCCCCUGGCGGUUGGGACCUUUGCCAUCUACGAGUGCAGGCGUUUUCCCGACUGCCAGACCUGCGCGAACACCAGCGGGUUCGCGUGUGCGUGGUGCGUGGCCGAGAGCCGCUGUGUGCCCGCGGGGUCGCGCGCCCCGCCCGCAGUCGCCUGCGGCGCCUCCACGGGGUGCGCCCUCAUCCAGGCUGGGUCGAACUGUACUUGUCCUGCUUUCACUGUGGAACCCGUCACAACCACUGUGGAGGCAAUGAAGUCAUCGACCGUAACAGCACGCAUCCUCAACAUGCAGACUGGCGCCAGUCGCUUCUCCUGCUCUGACCGCUGCACCGGCCGACGGACCGAGGGUGCCUACAAUCGAACCGCCUCCACUGUUACCUGCAGUUUUGAGGGGGUACCCAUUUGGGAUGUGACGAGUGGUAGGGAUGAAGGCGAAAUCUCCGUGGACCCUAAAGUUUGGCAUCCAAAUUUGACGAAUUUGGCAACGCAAGGAGUUGCCAAGUGCGAAAUUAUGAUCAAUUGGCACAACGACCAAUUACCAAAUCAACCAGAGCAAGGUCAUCCCCUGACCAAUCUCCAUGCUGCUUCGCGUAAGACAAAUUUCCUAUCAUACUUACGUUAUGGUUCCUUUGGAUUCCUUAAUUCCAAAGCCUCAAAAGAGGCACGCAAGGUGAUUCUCCCCUCCAUUAGGCGAAAUUGCAAGUCGUUUUAG